Messenger RNA from Solea senegalensis (Senegalese sole), 4097 nucleotides. RefSeq names its product inhibitor of nuclear factor kappa-B kinase subunit alpha-like. The record is from RefSeq and is a predicted model, not a curated record. The coding region runs from base 143 to 2431 and encodes 762 amino acids. Gene Ontology annotation, cellular component: cytoplasm; IkappaB kinase complex. Gene Ontology annotation, molecular function: ATP binding; IkappaB kinase activity. NCBI's taxonomy places the organism in Eukaryota, Metazoa, Chordata, Actinopteri, Pleuronectiformes, Soleidae. Gene Ontology annotation, biological process: positive regulation of transcription by RNA polymerase II; tumor necrosis factor-mediated signaling pathway; peptidyl-serine phosphorylation. The transcript has 22 exons.
GGUUUCUGAUGACGUCAUGCAGGAAAGUACACACUCUGAAGCCACAGCGCUGCUGACCUGAAAAACAACAAGACACACAGUCACAUUUCUACACUCAGCAGCUCAUGACAGCGUCGUAGAAACACCAAGUACAGUUGCAGCAAUGGAGAAACCUCCCUUCAGGCAGAACCAGAGCUGUGGUGACUGGGAGCUAAAAGAGAGGCUGGGUAUAGGCGGCUUUGCCCAUGUUUACCUCUAUCAACAUCAUGAAACAAAUGAAAAGCUAGCUGUGAAAAUGUGCCGUCUGGAGCUCACACCAAGGAAUAAGGACCGAUGGAGCAGAGAAAUCCAAAUCAUGAAGAAGUUAAAUCACAUAAAUGUUGUGACAGCCCGGGAUGUCCCAGAGGAAAUGACGCACAUAGCCUUAAAUGAUCUCCCACUGCUGGCCAUGGAGUACUGCUCCAGGGGAGACCUGAGGAAGGUUCUGAGUAAACCUGAAAACUGCUGCGGUUUGAAAGAGAGUGAAGUGCUUUCAUUGCUCAAUGAUGUUGGGUCUGGGAUUCAGUAUCUGCACGAAAACAAAAUUAUCCACAGAGACCUUAAACCUGAAAACAUAGUACUGCAAGAUAUCAACGGAAAGCUGGUUCACAAAAUCAUCGACUUGGGCUAUGCUAAAGACCUGGACCAGGGUAGUCUGUGUACCUCCUUUGUUGGCACACUGCAGUACCUGGCACCUGAGCUGUUUGAGAAUAAGCCAUACACUGUCACUGUGGACUACUGGAGCUUUGGCACCAUGAUAUUUGAAUGCAGUUGUGGUUUCCGUCCUUUCUUACACAACCUUCAACCUGUGCAAUGGGCUAGCAAAGUGAGGAUUAAAGGUCCAAAAGACAUAAUGGCUGUUGAAGAACUGAAUGGAGAAGUGCGAUUCUCCACACACCUUCCAUACCCCAACAAUCUCAGCAGGACACUGUUGGAGCCAAUGGAGGGACUGCUUCAGCUGAUGUUAAAGUGGGACUCUUUCCAGAGAGGAGGCCGAGUGAACGGUGACACCAAGAAACCUCAGUGCUUUGAAGAACUGGAGCAGAUACUGAGUAUGAAGGUUGUCCACAUCCUGAAUAUGACCACAGCUCAGGUUCACUCGUUCCAGUUGACUCCGGACGAGUCUCUCCACAGUCUGCAGAGGCGCAUUGAGGCUGAGACCAAGAUCGAAGUGGUGAACCAGGAGUUGCUGCAGGAGACCGGUGUGUCCCUGGACCCCAGGAAGCCUGCGGCACAGUGUGUCCUAGAUGGAGUGCGAGGGUGGGAUAGCUACAUCGUCUACCUGUUUGACAAGAGCAUCACCAAGUAUUCUGGUCCCUUCAGUGCGAGACAGCUACCUGACAAAGUCAAUACUAUCGUCCAAGAGGCCAAGACCCAGCUGCCCCUGGUAGCAUUGAAGAAGGUUUGGGGUGAAGCAGUGAGCUACAUCUGUGGUCUGAAGGAGGACUACAGCAGACUCUUCCAAGGACAAAGGGCUGCGAUGCUGAGCCUCCUGCGCUACAACACCAACCUGACCAGGUGUAAGAACAGCAUGUUUGGGUUCUCGCAGCAGCUGAAAGCCAAGUUGGACUUUUUCAAAAGCAGCAUCCAGUACGACCUGGAAAAAUACAGCGAUCAGAUGCACUAUGGCAUAUCCUCAGAAAAGAUGCUGAAAGCCUGGCAGGAGAAUGAGGAAAGGGCUGCGGCUUUCGCACAGGUGGCAGAGGUGAGCCACUUGGAUGAUGAGAUCAUGGCUCUUCACUCUGAGAUAGUGGAACUUCAGAGGAGUCCUUACGCCCGACGCCAAGGAGACAAGAUGGAGCAGUUGGAAGAUAAGGCCAUCGAUCUAUACAAGCAACUGAAGAUGAAGUGCAAAAUACCUGAGCCAGAUGUGAGCAGUGACAGCUCAGAGAUGGUGAAGGCCAUUAUUCAGACUGUCCAGAACCAAGACAAGGUCCUCAAAGAUCUAUACACCCACCUCAGUAAAAUCCUGAUCAGCAAACAAAAGAUCAUUGACUUGUUUCCACGAAUUGAGAAAACCCUGGAGAGUAUUAAAGAUGCAGACAACACCGUGAUGCAGAUGCAAAUAAAGAGGCAGAGGGAGUUCUGGCACUUACUGAAGAUCGCCUGUGCUCAAAACUCUUCACGGAGCUCGAUAGCAGCCAGUCCCGAGUCGUCCAACCUGCUGCAGGUUUCUCAGUGGUCACAGUCUGCUCAACCUGUCAGCUCCCCGCAUCCUUUAAUCUCCUUACCUGGACCGAAUGAUAGCGACGCUGCUCCUCGGCUGCUGCAGGAGAACCAGAAGUACCUCAGUCAGCUGACCAGCCUGAUGCAGGAGGCUGCUGACGAUCAGGCCAAGAGCAUAGCGGACCAAGACUGGAGCUGGACAAAGUACGAUACUUUAACGACAAAAUUAAAAAAGCGAAACGCGUAAGACCUGUUGCCGUCCUCCAUUCCAGCUUGUGCUCCGAGUAACACUAAGGACUGUAAGCUGUUGACACAGCGGACGUUGUAUAGUUGUACAUGGACUUGGCUAUUCUCUUAAAAAAUGGUUCUCUUGAUCUUCUUUUAAAAAAAACCCCAAGUGAGUUCAGACAUGCUCCGUGGUGUCUGUCCACUCCCAUCGACUCACAUGGUGGACGGUUCAAUCAGUUGUUGUUUUUUUUUCUAUGAGGAAACAAAUGAAGCUGUGUCUCUCUCUUUACUCCUUUUCCACACACUAUUCAUCAAAUCUCAUAAAAACUGAUACUCAUUUAUACUGUUGUUGCGAGAAACUGAGCAAAAAUGUAGCACCGGAUUUGAGGCUUUUGGGGUGGAUUCAUCACAUGAGGAGAAUGUUUGACAGAAACAUGGGAACUAGCUCAGCGUCAUGACAUACAAGGGAAAGGCAGGAAGUGGCGGGGGGCAGGAGGAGGAAGGGCGGACGAGCGGCCGUGGAGGAGGAGGAGGAGGAAAUUACAGUCAAGCAAACAGCACUUUGAUACUCCCGUGUGUCCUCUCAGCGAAGAGAUGAAACGUUCUAUGCUGCCGAAACAGUCAGAGAAAUUACAGUCGUGACGAGACACAAGCUGUCGCUUGUGAUCAAUUUCAUAUAAUUUUACUGUAAACAUUCUGGUAUUUAGAUUCUCUCUCUCUCUACACAUUAUUUUUGUUUCAAGUUCUUUUUAAAAUAAUGUUAUAUAUUAAUAUGUUUGAUGGAUGCGGCUGGCCAUUAUGUUUAUACAGUGUCUAUAGUGUACAUCUGUUUUGAAUUAUAGGGUUUUUUGGUGUGUCUCAUUUAUGCACACAUACUGUUUCACUGGAGAGUUAAUGCUGCGUUCAUGUCAUGUAGAGCGAAAACACUCGAUUUAUAGAGAUAGAAUUGGCAACUUGAACCAUUUUUCCAAUGAUAAAUAAAAGUGAAAGGCUCUGGUAAGUUUUUACUUUUAUUUAUUUGUUUGUUGAUUGCAGCACUCAGAGUUUUGGGAAAGUAGGGACUUUUCUGGUCUUUUUUUGUUUUUGGUUUUAUCAAUUAUUUAAGUAUGUAUUUGUUGGUUGAGCAAUACAAGCAUUGAUGGAUGGAAAAAGUGUUUUCCACUCAUCGUCAGCAGUGCGUCGAAGGUGUUUCUACAAUAAAUAUUCAUGUCCCAGAGUUUUUCUUCUCAUAAUUCUAAAAUAAUUCUCAGCCACCUGUGACAUAUUUUCCAACCUUGUUCAAUCCAUCCAUAAUUUAUAAAAAAAUGGAUAGAUAUUCAGUUUACAAUGAAAUAAAACAGACCGUUUUAACAGAAUGUUGUAGAAAAAACCUGAAAUAAUCGAUCAAUCAUGUUUAUCCAAUAUUUCUUUGUUGGACUUUUUGCUCUAUUAAUCUUCAAAGCAACUUAAUUGGCAAAUGUUUGGUAGUUCUGACUUUUAAAUAAGUAAAUCUUAUUCAUUUCUUUGGGUUUUGACUGUUGAUCAGAAAAAACAAUGUUUGUUGCAGUAGUACAAAUGAAUUGGGUGUGAAGCAAAUGACGCACUAAGCAAUCGCAAACAUGGGACUUCCUCUGUGACAUGAACCCCAUAUGCCGUCAACGCAGCAUUUUUCAUGGUGGAGUGUUUGGAGUUUGGUUUUCAUUUUU